UGGGGUUUGGCCGCCCGCCGGCCUCUCGCGCCCCGCCGCUUCGAACUGCUCUACAUGGCUUAAAUGGACAUCAAAGUAUGUUUCUCAGCUGGAAUAUACAUCCCCUAACGAUCUGAUCCUUGGUGAACUAUCUACAAGGAAAGAAAGAACACGGUCUGCUUUUUACAGUUUGGGUCCUGCACAGAAGACCUGGAAUGUGAAAGGAUAAGGAUCUGUCUUUGUUGAAGCCAUAGUGGAAGAAAUUUCCAAGCACCGUGAAUAGGGAAAAGAAAUACCCAGCUCUGCCUUUUUUUAAGCCUGUCUGGGAAAAACGAAUCUUCUUCCCCUGUGGACAGAGGUACUGCAGUUGUAGGUAUAGCCUAGGCCCCAGGUGGUGAGCAGCCCCGAGAGGACUAGCAGCAGCCUGUCUGUGUUGCCUUAGCUUUCCCCCCACGUCGUGCUCCACCAGCACCAAGAUGGUCACCGUCAGGAAAAGGAACGUGAAGGUCUUCACAUUCGCCUUCGUGCUCAUCACAGUGACGUCGUUCCUGCUGAACUACAAGCAGCAGGUGACCAUGACCACUUGGGAUCCUAGAUACAUCAUCACUCAGUUUUCUGAGCAAGUCCGAAAACUCAUCAAAUUUCCUAGGAGGCCGUGUAGCUGUAGCACCUGUAUUUCCGAGCUGGGACAUUCCCUCUGGUUCGACCAGAGGUUUAACUCAACUAUGCAACCUUUCCUGACCUCACAAAAUGCCUUGAUCCCAGAGGACAACUACAGGUGGUGGCUGAAACUGCAAGGAGAGAAAUCUCCGAAGAAUAUUAAUGAUACUCUCAAGGAAUUGUUUGGGAUCAUUCCUGGGGACGGGGACCCACUGCAAGAGCGGGGCACUUUCUCAUGCAGACGGUGUGCCGUCGUGGGCAACUCCGGCAACCUUCGUCAGUCUCAGUAUGGCCAAGAUAUUGACUCCCAUGACUUUGUGCUCAGAAUGAACCGGGCACCCACCAUUGGUUACGAAUCAGAUGUUGGGAGCAAGACCACCCACCACUUUGUUUAUCCUGAGAGCUACAGAGAGUUGGCAGAAAAUGUGAGCAUGAUCGUGAUCCCCUUCAAAACCCUGGACCUGCGCUGGAUUGUCACCGCUCUCACCACAGGCACUAUCAACUUCACAUAUGUUCCUGUUCCACGGAAGAUCAAAGUCAAAAAGGAAAAGAUCCUGAUUUACAAUCCAUCUUUUAUCAAAUACGUCUAUGAAAACUGGCUUCAGAAUCAUGGGAGAUACCCUUCCACAGGCCUUCUUUCUGUGAUAUUUGCACUCCAUGUAUGCGAUGAGGUGAAUGUGUAUGGUUUUGGAGCAGACAGCAGAGGACACUGGCAUCACUACUGGGAAAACAACGCUUCAGCUGGGGCUUUCCGACAGACAGAUGUCAGUAAUGGGAACAUUUCAUUACUAUUCCAGUCAUUUUCAGAAAGGUAUGGAAGAGAGUUGUGGCUUGGUACUAUUUCCCAUUGAUUAUUUUACUACAAGUGGCAGCUUGCAGUCAAGAAAAGUGAUAUUAAAAAAAAAAAAAUCAGCUAUCUUCUAGCCCGUAUUAUUUUAAAAAGUUUCCUGUUGCUGCUCAAUUAAAUUUCCAACUUUUCCCUGGAUAUUCUGCUUCUGACAGCACAUACAAAGCUCUUGGCUCGUACUGUUCUGGAUAGUUUUAAAGUCUUCAUGUGACAACCUGCAAUUUGCGUUUUUCUUGCCAACUGCAGGUAGUAAUAUGUACCACUGAGGUCCAUUUUUCAGAGCAGGAGGAGAGCAGAGGGUGGACCUUACAAGCUGUAGGAUGAAGGAUAGUCCACACCAUUGCAUUUCUGUUCCAGAGGAACUUUCUGUUGAGUCCUGUAUGUGACUGACUGAUCAUCAUUCAAAUGCCUUCGGAAUAAAGAGGUACCAACAGAUGAUGCUGGAAGAAGAAUUCAUUCCCACUGUCAAUGGAAGACUGUCUGUCUUUCUGCUAUAAAUUUUCUAGUUUUAUUUUGUUUAAAAGAAGUUGCUAAAUCAACAUGUCGAGACAUCAAACUCUUGAACUGUGUUUACCACCCCUGAAAAUUCUCUGAAGCACUCCUUGAGUGUGUUGUGUUCUUAACCAAAGCCAAAUGUCUUGAGCACUUUUUUUCUCUCAUGAACACAUUUUCUUCCAACUUUUUCUGGCUACAUAAUUGAAUAUGAUAAUCAUUUUCUUGUUGUUUUGUUUCGUUUGCUGUGUUGGUGGGCAGUCUCAAUCAUUCUUUGAUGUUUUAUUUAUUUAAUUUUUCAGUAUGAUAUGAAUCAAAAUAAAUUUUUUACUGUUAUCAAG
Messenger RNA from Lagopus leucura (white-tailed ptarmigan), 2319 nucleotides. It is a transcript of the gene ST3GAL1, whose product is annotated as ST3 beta-galactoside alpha-2,3-sialyltransferase 1. The transcript has 8 exons. The coding region runs from base 456 to 1490 and encodes 344 amino acids. Lineage: Eukaryota; Metazoa; Chordata; Aves; Galliformes; Phasianidae. Gene Ontology annotation, molecular function: beta-galactoside (CMP) alpha-2,3-sialyltransferase activity. The record is from RefSeq and is a predicted model, not a curated record.